Serpula lacrymans var. lacrymans S7.9 is the source of this 2577-nucleotide messenger RNA. RefSeq lists its product as uncharacterized. Gene Ontology annotation, biological process: ribosome-associated ubiquitin-dependent protein catabolic process; rescue of stalled cytosolic ribosome. Gene Ontology annotation, cellular component: RQC complex. The record is from RefSeq and is a predicted model, not a curated record. NCBI's taxonomy places the organism in Eukaryota, Fungi, Basidiomycota, Agaricomycetes, Boletales, Serpulaceae. The transcript has 13 exons. The coding region runs from base 55 to 2478 and encodes 807 amino acids.
AAGAUCUGACUUGGCUUUGUACGAUUACAGUAAAGAAAACAUCAAGCUGGUACCAUGCCGCCGCGGCUGAACAAACGACAGCAGCGCGAACAGGAGGAGUUGCUGGCUCUGGGAAAGACCCCUGAUGUUGGUGGCGGGACGAGUGAGGAUGAGGAAUCCGGGUUUCGCAGCAAAGAUGAAAUAGAUCAACUUGAUGACAGCGAGAAUGAAAACUCCUCUCUACCAACAAAGGCUCGAAAGGCUCGCAAAUUAUUUUAUAUCACUACCAGACCAAAGAAAAAGAAGAAGAAAGCCAAAGCGGCUGCUACACCUGAUCCUGUGACCACAGAACAGGACUCAAAGGGAUCUGAAUCGCCAAGAACGUCACAGGCAAGCAAUGCGAAUCCUAAAACGACCCCCAAAAAAGCCAAAGCAAAGGCGAAAAAGAAUGAUGAUAAAGAUGAUCUAGAUCAGGCGCUCGCUGAGCUCUCUGUCAAAUACCCUGAGCUGAAGAAGAUAGCAUCGUCGCCAUCAUCAUCGUCUGACUUUUCUCAUCACCAAUCUCUUGCGUCUCUCUUAGCUGUGUCACUAUCCCAUCUUGACAGUGAAGCCGAAUUGCGCAAGUUCUUUGGAUCGAAAGUCGUAAUCGCUGCAAAAUCCGGUUCAUCCGGCACUACCGGCACAUCUCGAAGGCAAGCAGGAACACAACGCUCGCAGCUAACUCGACCUCAGUCAUCUUGGUGGCCGGCAAAGCUACGUGAGGGUCUGACACUCAGGCCAUUGACCGAAGAUGAAUUAGAAAAACAAGAUCGCUUCGGUUCUCACGCUUCCGGAGAUAAGUACUGGACAGUAGAAUACAGUAAGAAAUAUAAAAGUGUUACAAUGGCGUUCAUGCAGGCGGUGAUGGCUGGAGAUCCCAGCGCAUUUACCCCUAUCUUAAAAAAACUACCAUGGCACGCAGAUACACUCUUACAACUGUCUGAAGUAUAUAGACAUCAAGAAGAUUACAGCCAGGCUGUAGACUUUGUUGAAUGCGCGCUAUUCACAUACGAACGUUCUUUUGUUGGUGCAUUCAGCUUUUCUACUGGAGUCAAUCGACUGGAUUUCGACCGCGUAGAGAACCGUCCAUUUUUCUUAGCGCUUCACCGUCAGGCAACUGACUUACAGCGCAGAGGUUGUGUUCGAACGGCAUUUGAAUUUGCUCGUCUGCUAUAUUCACUUGAUCCAUGGUCAGACCCACAUGGUGCCCUCUUUCAUUUAGAUUACUUGGCUAUCAAAUCUGGCAUGAGCCACUGGUUAUUGGAUAUAUGGAAUGAGUUCCAUAGCAGGUCACGCGGAAAGGAGACCCGGUCUAACUAUUCAAACCCAAGCAACUUGCCCGGGUGGGCUUUUGCUAGGGCAUUAGCUAUUCGAAUGAGAGAAGAAUCAGGAAAGGAGAAGUCACCUGGGGACAGCACAGAUGCUCUGAAGCAGGCGAUACUGGGAUUCCCCUCCGUUGUCGUACUUUUAGCCGACAAGGCUGAUAUAACACUGUCGUCGGAGAUCAGGAGCCAGAAGGCAUUCAAAAUUCAUACUGAUGCUAGCGGCCUUUCACCGGCGGAAGCUGUGCUUCACGCACUUUCACAUCUUUAUGCUCAAAGGUCGGCUUCUUUGUGGAAGCCUACCAAAUACGCAAGCUGGUUUGCGAGUACUGUAGCGGCGGUACUUCCCACCUUGUCCUCGCAACGAUCCAGUCCCUCGAGAGACAAACUCCUAGAGUUGUAUAGCUCACCAGAUGCAAGAUAUCCAGUUUAUCGCCAUCUGCUCGUACUUGAAUCAAGCUGCAGGAGUCUUUUCCCCUUCAUCCCUCGCGAGGUUCUUAACAUAAAACAGCUAGCUUGCGAUCCUCUCCCGCCAUUAACAUCUAUCACUGAGUACAACGAAGAGUUCUUCAAGGGUUCUGAAGACGUAUUCGCAAUCCGACCUCGGACAAGGAGAAAUCGGGUUGCAGACCAACGUGCGUUGGAAAGGUUUCUACCUGAUCCUGCUUUCCGUGCGCAGCUGCAGGGUUUCUUUGACGCUCAUCCCCGGUUUGCUGAAAGAUUCCCGGAGGGGAUUGUCCAAUUUGUUCAGAUGUUAGGUAAUCUUCCUGAUGGAGUUCUCGAGGAUAUGAUGGCAGCCGAAGCUAUGGGUGAGGGUGGACAACUGCCAGGGGACGAAGUCAACGUUUUUCUCCCUGGGAUCGAUGGCAUAGACGUAGAUGCAGAGGACCCGCUUCAAGGCGACGCUCAUGCCGAGUACAUGCAUGAAGACGACGGCGAUAUUGAAGAUGAACCUGACGAUGAGGAUGGCGAUGACGAAGAUGACGAAGAAACUGAUAUUGCCCCGUUGCCUGUGCGUGUGAUAAGAAACUUGAUGAAUCGAUUUUGGGGAAUUUCUGGGCAUGCCGGUAAUGAUGACGAGUCUUCGGAAGAGAGUGGUGGAGAGAUGCCAGGUGCCGGCGCAGACGACGUGGACUGAGCGCUAGUACCCGUGGCUUUCCAGAUCUUACACAAAAAAAUAUGACACUUUAUUCAAUUGUUUUUGAGAUUAUACUGAUAUCGUAUGUUAAUGUCUUCA